This is a messenger RNA of Hippocampus comes (tiger tail seahorse), 1141 nucleotides long. RefSeq names its product epoxide hydrolase 1-like. The annotation marks the transcript as partial. Lineage: Eukaryota; Metazoa; Chordata; Actinopteri; Syngnathiformes; Syngnathidae. Gene Ontology annotation, biological process: arachidonate metabolic process; epoxide metabolic process. Gene Ontology annotation, molecular function: epoxide hydrolase activity. The transcript has 6 exons. The record is from RefSeq and is a predicted model, not a curated record.
GUUCCGGGAGUAAACUUGUCGAGGAUUUUACGUCUGACGUUCGUAUUCGGUUCAUUUUAAACGUCUUGCAUUCGGUGAUACGAUACUCAAUAUUAGUAUUUUGUAUUCAUUUACAUUUCACAAAAUCUGUGGAAGUUCUGUGAAAUUCCCCUUUUAAGUCAAUGCGCAUUAGUGGGCGUUCACCUUUACGAACAAAAUGCAAAGAGUACAUUUUUUGAAAGACUCCUUCCUGAGCUUGGACGCUUUCCACAAGCAGGUUGUGAUCGGCACUGCUGUUGCAGCAGGCGUUGCGUUGCUGUACAUGCAGCACAGAAGAAGUCACAAGGUCCAAACUAUUCCUCUCGGCGAAGGUUGGUGGGGAGCAGGCGAGAAACCACAGUCAGAAGACGACAACAUCUAUUCUUUUGAGGUGCAAACCUCCGAUGAUGAAAUCAAGGACCUUCAAGAGCGCCUUGACAAGACCCGCUACACUGACCCUCUGGAAGAUAGUGCCUUUGAGUAUGGAUUCAAUUCAAUUUACCUCAAGCAAGUGGCUUCCUACUGGAGACACGAGUUUGACUGGAAAAAACAAGUGGCAGUGCUGAACAAGUAUCCACACUUCAAAACUAAAAUCGAAGGAAUAGACGUGCAUUUUAUCCAUGUGCGGCCAUCUCAACAAAAGAAUCAAAAGGUUGUCCCGCUGAUGCUUGUCCAUGGCUGGCCAGGCUCUUUCUUUGAAUUCUACAAGAUCUUGCCACUCCUCACAGAGAGCCACACUGAUCUCGCCUUUGAGGUCAUAUGCCCAUCUAUACCAGGAUAUGGUUUCUCUGAGGCCCCUCAUAAACAAGGCUUCAACAGUCUUGCUGCUGCCAGAAUUUUCCUGAAGCUGAUGGAGCGUUUAGGGUUCUCGGAGUUCUAUCUGCAGGGAGGAGACUGGGGCGCUCUCAUCACUACAAAUAUGGCACAGAUGAAACCUCAGUGUGUGAAAGGUCUCCAUUUAAACAUGAUUCUGUCAAGAAGAGGGUUUAAAGUGCUGCUGUCCCUCCUGAUUGGCCCUUAUCUGCCCUUCUUGGUUGGUCUGAGUCGGGAAGAUGCCCGCCGCUUGUUCCCAUUCUUUGAAAAAAAUGUCUGGACCAUCUUGAGGGAAACAGGCUACAUGCAC